Messenger RNA from Ostrea edulis (European flat oyster), 2236 nucleotides. RefSeq names its product endothelin-converting enzyme homolog. Gene Ontology annotation, molecular function: metalloendopeptidase activity. The record is from RefSeq and is a predicted model, not a curated record. Gene Ontology annotation, biological process: protein processing. Gene Ontology annotation, cellular component: plasma membrane. The transcript has 16 exons. The coding region runs from base 50 to 2161 and encodes 703 amino acids. NCBI's taxonomy places the organism in Eukaryota, Metazoa, Mollusca, Bivalvia, Ostreida, Ostreidae.
UAAUUGCAGGGUUUAUAAAACGUCGGAACUCUCAGACUGAACAGUCAGGAUGUCGGCGCUUCUCUAUCUGGUGUUUUCUAUUCUUCUCGAUGUAUCAAUCGCAGAGGUAUGUCAUUCUCCGGAGUGUGUACAAUCCAGUGAGUAUAUACUAAGUAAAAUGGACCUUACGGCAGACCCCUGUCAGGACUUCUAUCAAUACACGUGCGGAAACUGGGUCAAUGCAAUAGAUAUUCCAGAGGGCGAAGGAUUCUACAAUACGCAAGGUGAUUUAUCAGCAAGAAAUUUGGCAAAACUGAAAAAUAUUGUCUCAGAACCAUUUCACGGUGACCGAUAUGGUAAAACUGAAUUACAGAUAUUGAAGGAAGGCGAUACUUUUCUGAACGGGACACAUUCUUCAACAUUGGAGAAAGUUUCGAAUUUCUACAAACUUUGUAUGAACCAAAGAGAAAGCAAAGGGGUGGACGAAGUAGUACAGUUUAUUUUGGACAUGUUCUCCUGGAACGUAACGUCAUCGCACGGUGUCACGUGGUCUGAGGCAUCAUGGGAUUUCCAAACCGCUUUGACAGUUAAUCAGGCGUAUGGAUUUUCAGCUUUCUUUGAAAUUGACUUUAGUUUGAGAAGAAACAGUUUCCAGUUCAAACCAAAACACAGUGGUUAUUCGCCGCGAUCGGGGACACGAAAGCGAUUCCUGGACUUCGGAGCCAAAGUUGGGGAACUAUUGGGCGGUGACAGAGUGUCUGUAAUAAAUGAAAUGACUAAGAUAUACGAUCUACAAAUCCAAUUGUCAAACCUUUCUGGCGUUAGCUACAACACGACGGAAAUGAACAUCUCUUCAUUUCAGAAGAUAUUGGGCUGUAAGAUAAAUGUCACCAAUCUUCUGAAGGAACGAUUUGGCAAGUCCAGCUUCAGCGAGUUUAAAGUAGUGGUGGAUAAUCCAGAUUACUUUGAGGGACUUUAUUCUCUUAUAUCAAACACCCCUAAAAGCACACUUGCCAACUACAUUGUGUGGGAUGCAUUAGUGGAACACAUAGAAUACUUUCCACAACAAUUUCUGCAGGCCUAUAACACGAUUUAUCUACAGGAAUAUCAAAAAGAAAACUUGAAAAAUAAGUCAAGAGAAGACCAGUGUUUAGGUUUUCUGCAAGAUAACAGGCUGCUGUUUGUUGCUCUCAGUGCAAUGUUUAUAGAAAAGUCAUCUUUCAUCAAUAAAGGCAAAGAUAAGAUCAACACAAUAGUAAAAGAGGUACAGAGUGCUUUUGAGCGCGAGUUAAUGAUCUUACCGUGGCUGGAUGACAACACGAGGCAAUGGGCUGUAAAGAAGGCCUCCGAUAUUGAAGACAAUAUUGGUUAUGUAGAUUGGGUCCGUGACGCCAAGAAGGUGGACAAGUUUUACGGAGAUCUAGACAUCAGUCCCGGGAAAUUUCUUCAAAGCUCUUUGAAGAUAAAAAGGUCACUGGAAAGACAGAUGUUCAGCUUAAGUUAUACGGAGUGGAACGUGCGAGAACUAAGCAUGGUGUCCUUGUUUCCGAAUGCAUUUUAUUCUGAGGCGAGCAAUCAGUUUUCCAUUACUGCUGGUCUUUUACAGAAACCUGCGUUUACAACUGAAUUUCCAAUGUCGUUUAACUUUGGAUCCAUAGGAUCUGUCACCGGGCAUGAGAUCACACAUGGCUUUGAUAAUGAGGGAAUGUUUACUGAUGUAAAUGACACUUGGUCAAUGAGUUGGAAAAAUCAAACAUCAUUUGAAUUCUUCAAUGCACAGAGGAACUGCCUUCUUGAACAAUACUCAAAUUACACAAUCGGAAAUGCGACGUUUGCCAGCCGCAGAUAUCGAAGACAGAUUAUAUCAGAUAAUGGAGGGAUACAGGCUGCUUGGAACGGUUUCAAAAACUGGCAGAAAUCCCAAGACUGUAGAACACCGGAAGAAUUACCCGGACUUCCCUUUUCUCAGGAUCAGAUGUUCUUUGUCGGGUUCGGACAGCUGUACUGUGAGUAUAUGUCACCAGAAUACAUUAAGUGGACAACCCGCAGGGGACAAUUCAGACGAUUGGCUGGUGUAUUCAGGUCGACAGGCGUGGUAUCAAACUCAGACGACUUUGCGGAGGCUUUUCAUUGCCCCCGAAAUUCACCGAUGAACCCGGAGGCGAAAUGCCGGAUCUGGUGACGGGAACUCCUGGUUGUAAUGUACAUACAUGAAACAUUUUACGGGAUAUCAUCAAUGUAAAUAAAACAUCAGCUG